Molecule: messenger RNA, 1305 nt
Organism: Pelmatolapia mariae (spotted tilapia)
Lineage: Eukaryota; Metazoa; Chordata; Actinopteri; Cichliformes; Cichlidae
Product: E3 ubiquitin-protein ligase TRIM35-like
Exons: 3
Coding region: 1-1305 (434 amino acids)
Biological process (GO): protein ubiquitination
Cellular component (GO): cytoplasm
Molecular function (GO): protein binding; zinc ion binding; ubiquitin protein ligase activity
Source: RefSeq, a predicted model, not a curated record
AUGUCUUUCCAGUCCGAGGAGGAUCUUUCCUGCCCCGUCUGCCAUGAUGUCUUUAGGGAUCCCAUUUUCCUGUCAUGCAGCCACAGCUUCUGCAAGAUGUGUCUGAAGGACUGGUGGGCACAGAAGCUGGAACAGCAGUGCCCAGUCUGUAAGAAUAUAUCUGAACAGAGUGACCCACCCUGUAACUUGGUCCUAAAGAACCACGCUGAGGCCUACUUACAGGAAAGAGAUCCGAGUGCUUCAGUGGAGUCUGAGGUUCUGUGCAGUCUGCACCACGAGAAACUCAAACUCUUUUGUCUGGACCACCAGGAGCCAGCCUGUGUCAUCUGUCGUGAUUCGAGAGCACAUGUCGACCACAAGUUCAAACCCAUCGAUGAGGCUGUGCAGGAUCACAAGAAAGAGCUUCAGAAAUCUCUGGAACCAUUACAGGACAAACUGAAGGUCUUACAAAAAGUGCAAGGAAACUUUGAUAUAACACAGCAACGCAUAAAAUUCCAAGAUCAUCACAUAGAGAAACAAAUCAAGGAGCAUUUUAAGAAGUUUCACCAGUUUCUACACGAGGAAGAGAAGGUCAGGCUCACCGCUUUGAAGAAGGAAGAGCAAGAGAAGAGUCAGAAGAUAAAGGAGAAGACUGCGGCUUUGAGCAGAGAGAUGCCAUCUCUUUUACAAACAAUAGGAGCUGCAGAGGAGGUGCUGAGAGCUAAAGAUGUCUCAUUCCUGCAGAACUACAGAGCUACACUGAAAAGUGUCCAGCAGUAUCCCUCAACGGAUGAUCCACCGCUGGUCUCAGAAGCUCUUAUAGAUAUGGCUAAGCAUCUGGGAAACCUGACUUACAACAUCUGGAACAAGAUGAAGGGGGUGGUUUUUUAUGCUCCUGGGACUCCAAACGCUGGUCAUCCAGAACGCUCUGUCUCCGAAGAUCUGACCAGUGAGAGGCACCAGCUUCCUGACAAGCCAGAAAGGUUUUGGAUUCUGUCCACUUACGAUGCCAGCAAAGUACGAGCCAGCGGCCCCGGGCUGACUAGCAGUGUCUCUGCCACAUUUCCCGCUGAGUUUAACAUUGACGCUAAAGAUGCUGGCCAGGGCGAACUGAGCGUGCUCGUCAUGGAGCAGUGUGGUAAACAUAAGCAGGCCAACAUCCAUGACAAUGGGGACGGUACAUACCGGGUAUCAUACAUCCCCAACCGUGCUGGCUGGUACACCAUCAUUAUAAAAUAUGGAGGUGAUGACAUCCCAGCAUCACCCUACAGAGUCCAUGCCACAUCAGCUGGUGCUGCCAGCAGGUGCGCCAUGAGUGGUAUGUGA